This is a messenger RNA of Neoarius graeffei (lesser salmon catfish), 1307 nucleotides long. It is a transcript of the gene sec22bb, whose product is annotated as SEC22 homolog B, vesicle trafficking protein b. The coding region runs from base 81 to 728 and encodes 215 amino acids. The transcript is spliced from 5 exons. Lineage: Eukaryota; Metazoa; Chordata; Actinopteri; Siluriformes; Ariidae. Gene Ontology annotation, cellular component: endoplasmic reticulum-Golgi intermediate compartment; ER to Golgi transport vesicle membrane; endoplasmic reticulum membrane. Gene Ontology annotation, biological process: retrograde vesicle-mediated transport, Golgi to endoplasmic reticulum; endoplasmic reticulum to Golgi vesicle-mediated transport; vesicle fusion with Golgi apparatus. Gene Ontology annotation, molecular function: SNAP receptor activity. The record is from RefSeq and is a predicted model, not a curated record.
UGGGCUGCGUAAUCUUGAUCCCCGUCAUCAUAUUAUCUGCAGACUGAAGCGGGUCAGAGCGGUGCAGAAAUUAGAGAAAAAUGGUGCUGUUUACGAUGAUCGCGCGGUUGGCUGAUGGCCUGCCGCUGGCUGCUUCCAUGCAAGAAGACGAACAGAUGGGUCGAGACAUGCAGCAGUAUCAGACUCAGGCCAAACAGCUGUUUCGGAAGCUGAAUGAACAAAGUCCAACACGCUGCACGCUGGAGGCCGGAUCCGUGACCUUUCAUUACCUGAUAGAGAAAGGGGUGUGUUACCUGGUGCUCUGCGAGGCCGUGUUCCCUAAGAAACUUGCCUUUGCGUACUUGGAAGAUCUCCAAGCUGAGUUCCACGAGCAGUACGGGAAGAAAGUUCCCACUGUAUCCCGACCGUACUCCUUCAUUGAGUUCGACACAUACAUCCAGAAAACGAAGAAGUCAUACAUCGACAGCAGAGCUCGCAGGAACCUGGGGAGCAUUAACACGGAGCUGCAGGACGUCCAGAGGAUCAUGGUGGCCAACAUCGAGGAGGUGCUGCAGCGAGGAGAGGCCUUAUCGGCUUUAGACUCGAAGGCCAGCAACCUGUCCAGCUUGUCCAAGAAAUACCGCAGCGACGCCAAAUACCUGAACACGCGCUCCACCUAUGCCAAGCUGGCCGCCGGCGGCGUCUUCUUCAUCAUGCUCAUCGUCUACGUCCGCUUCUGGUGGCUGUGAGGACGAGGACGAGGGAGGAGACGUGACGAAAGCAGCGGAGACAAGCCAACCGCCGUCACUCUCCCUUUCCUCAGAGACUGAUGAUUCCGGCACUUUCUCUCCCCUUGCAGUUCACAGACUGAGCUACGAUUCGUUGAUUUGUUCGUAUGUUGUGUGUUUUAUUAACUGACGCAGAAGGAAGAAUGAGUGACUGUGUGUGAGUGAGUGUCUGGAGACAGUGAUGUGAAUAAGAGCGAGGGCGAGAGAGCUUUUUCUGAGGAAAGAGCCCAAAGAGCGCCACCAAGUGGACAAUUUGCCUUAUUUCACUCUCCUGAAAGAGGUCAAUUCAUUUGUUAAUUCCCUCAUUCAUUCAUUCACUUGUUCACUCGUUCGCACUUGAUAUGGAGAGAUUGCAGGGGUUUUUUCGCAGGUUUACAGGCCGUGUGCUUGGCAGUGAAGUACACCGCUGUAAAAACCAACACAGGUUUUUAAAGAGGGAAAAAGACUCUGGUGUACGUUUACUGUUCAGUUGAUGAUAAAGUGGUUCAGUGUCUGAUGCCUGUAGUUUCAGUGUCUGUUCUAAUAAACGCCUGAAAGUUC